AUGGGCGAUGCAGGUCGGCGACCCGUCGAGGUCCUACUGUACGGCCUUGGUGCAAUCGGUGCAUUUUACGGGUUCAUCCUGUCACGAAAUCCACGAGUGGUGCUCUCAGUAUGUGCCCGGUCGAAUUAUGAAGCGGUCCAGGCAAACGGAUUGACGAUCGAUUCCGCAAACCACGGGACGCACACGUACUACCCACACAAAGUACUUCGGGACCCAGCAGAGGCGCAGCAGACGUAUGACUACAUCAUCUGCUGCAACAAAGCCGUCAAUGUGGAAGCUGUGCUCGAACAGCUCAAGCCAGCAGUGGACGAGUCACGGACUGCCUUCGCCAUUAUGCAGAAUGGUGUCGGUAACGAGGUUCCCUACCAAAAGGCCUAUCCCAACAGUACGAUUCUGAGUGGCGUGGUCUGGGUCGGUGGACGGCAGGUCCAACCUGGCUUCGUUGAGCACCGAUCAUCGGAGUACACAGAGCUGGGUCUGCAUCCACAGAGGCCCGACGCCCCGACGGAGACCGAAACUAGCCGGCUGAAGGAGCUGGAGGAGCUAUUCGUUACUGGUGGGACACCGAUCGCUGUGCCGGAGCAUAUCCAGACCGCGCGGUGGAAGAAGGCGAUCUGGAACAUGGCUUGGAACUCGAUCACUUCUUUGACCGGAUGCGACACGGAGUACUGGCUAGCCUCUUCGGAUGUGUCAACGCCAGUAACACGAAGCAUGAUGCUGGAGGCAGUCGCUGUUGCGAAGGCAUCGGGCGUGCCUGACAUUGAUGACUCUUUAGCAGACGAGCUGCUCGACAGGGUGAGGCCACUUGGCAAGCUAUACAGCAGUAUGUAUUGGGACAAGGAAGCAGGAAGGCCGAUGGAAGUUGAAGUGAUUCUGGGCCAUGCUGUCAGGGAAGGCAAGAGACUAGGAGUCGCUACGCCAACAUUAGACUGCUUGUAUGGAUUGGCAGCAGCAGUCGACGGCAGGCUGAGGAAGGAGCAGGAAUAA
Cyphellophora attinorum is the source of this 987-nucleotide messenger RNA. Its product is annotated as putative 2-dehydropantoate. The record is from RefSeq and is a predicted model, not a curated record. Gene Ontology annotation, molecular function: 2-dehydropantoate 2-reductase activity. Gene Ontology annotation, cellular component: cytoplasm. The transcript has 2 exons. Gene Ontology annotation, biological process: pantothenate biosynthetic process. Bases 1 to 987 code for a protein of 328 amino acids. NCBI's taxonomy places the organism in Eukaryota, Fungi, Ascomycota, Eurotiomycetes, Chaetothyriales, Cyphellophoraceae.